AUGGCCCCCUCCACAUCUAAAACAAUCAUUCAUACACCUCUACCAAGAUCUUCUAAAAUUACAAGAAAUAUAACUCUAUUGUUAUGUUUAUUAGGACUCUGUUUAUCUAUAUUUGCUUUGUACAUAGAAGUUCUCAAAGAAAAAAACCCAGACUAUGUUGCAUUAUGUGACAUUAGCGGUUAUGUUUCAUGCUCACGAGCAUUAACCUCAAGGUAUGGUAAAGGUUUUGGAUUGGUUGAGAAAAUUUUUUCCAACACAAGUAUCUUAAACCAGCCAAAUACAGUGUAUGGUAUGGCCUACUACACAUUCCAAGCUACUCUAGCACUGAACCCAUCGUCCUCGGCUGCUGUGGUGCAGACAGUGUUCAGUGUUGUGGCCAAUUUGGGCUCCGUCUAUCUGGGCUACAUCCUGGUCUACAUCAUCAGGGACUUGUGCAUCGUCUGUGUCUCCACGUACAUCAUCAACUUUUGCAUGCUCAUUGUCAUCCUGGUCAAGCUGAAAAACUCUGCAGUGGAGGAUAUCAGGAGGUCACAGAAGAAGAGGAAGUAGAGUCACACACAACUGGACGUGAUGAAAUCUUGAGUCACACACAACUGGACGUGAUGAAAUCUUGCAUAUCUUUCUCUUAGCACUAACAAAUGUCAAGAAAUGAACAAUGAGAAAAGUAUUUGUGUUG
Molecule: messenger RNA, 676 nt
Organism: Physella acuta
Lineage: Eukaryota; Metazoa; Mollusca; Gastropoda; Physidae
Product: vitamin K epoxide reductase complex subunit 1-like protein 1
Biological process (GO): vitamin K metabolic process; peptidyl-glutamic acid carboxylation
Molecular function (GO): vitamin-K-epoxide reductase (warfarin-sensitive) activity
Source: RefSeq, a predicted model, not a curated record